AGCAGUUGUUACGUGCUAGCAACAGUUACUUUCCCAAUUGGCAGGGGUACUCUAAACAGUUUGUGGUAACACUUCUUGGUGUUUAAGUAUUAUCAAUGAUGAUAAAAGUAUGGAAUGAGUUUUAAACGUAGAUGAUAAGUUAUGUGAAUAUUUGCCAUGCGUAUGCAAAUUGUUGCUACUAUUUUUUAUCAAUCCAACCAAGCUCUUCGCAUUUGAAGAUGAUAUGGGAAUUAUUUCGGUGGUGUUACUUUUCGGUUUCAUAAAAAGUUUGGAAGCAAUUCAUUGUGAUAAAAUAUUCAACUACCACGAAAAUUACGGAUAUGGCUUUGAUAUCAUUUGUGAGGGACUCUCGAACAGGAACAAGGAAAUGCUUGUGGAUAUAUCAGUGUCCAAUGAAAUUGUCUUGACGAUCAACAACUCAAAUUUGAGUGAGGUUACCCCAAACCUAUUCCAAAAUGUAUCAAAAAUCAGGUUUUUAAUCAUCAAAAAUUCAUUAUUUGUAUUUAACCCAAACGAAUACAUUUUUGCAAAUUUAUUAUCUUUGGAGCAUUUAAUUUUUGAAAACACAGUGUUUAGUAGUCAUAAUUUGUACGUCUUGCAAGAUUUGGAUAAGUUAAGAGAGUUGAGUUUUGUCAAUACGAAUUUGGAGAUUAUAAACAAUGGAACUUUUCGGAAUUUGCAGAAAAUAGAAACUUUGACUUUAACAAAUAAUCGAUUUGAAAAUAUGUCUGAGAUUCCAUUUUGUGAAUUGCCGGCAUUAAAAUAUCUUCAUUUAGACAGGAAUAAAGUUAAACAAGUUAGUGGAAAUUUCACUUCUUGUUUUCGGAAAAAAGAAACAAAUCUAAAAUUAAACGGAAUGCGGUAUACAAUACUAUCCGAAAAUGUUCAUCAAUCUAAAUCUGAAACGAGUUUACUCGAUUUGAAUGUAAGUAAUAAUCAAAUAGAGUUUAUUGACAAUUUUGAUUGGGCUUUGAGAUUGAGACAUAUUGAUUUGAGUAAUAAUCGGCUUGAAAAUGUAAGUAAAAAAAUAUUCAGUAUUUUGGGCGAUUUAGAAAAACUUAAUCUUGAAAAUAACUUUAUUAGGAUAAUUGAUUCGGAAGCUUUCUCCGGGCUAAAAAAUCUAAAAGUGAUUAAUUUAAAACGAAAUUUGUUAAAUGAAGUGGUUUUCAAGAAUCUGCCUAAUUUAGAGGAAAUCAAUUUAGGGAAUAACAAUUUAAAACCUGAUAGUUUAACUACUUUUAAUAAUUUGCCAAAACUUCAAUCACUAAUUUUGCACAACAAUUUUAUAAAAAAAAUGCCACCAAAUAACUUUACUAGUUUAGAAGUUCUAGAUUUGUCUAGUAACAGUGUGAUUUUACAAAAUAGUGUAUUUAAAAACUUAGGCAGUUUAAAACAUUUAAAUUUAAAAAACAAUAGUUUAGAAAAUAUUCCUGUUGAAGCAUUUUUAGGAUUAGUAAAUCUGGAGAUUUUGGACAUUUCUGUGAAUAAAGUUGAAAUAUUUGAAAAUCCUCACGUUUUUGUAGAUUUAUACAAUUUAAAAAUUUUGAAUAUGUCGGACAAUAACAUACAACAUUUAAAUUACGACUUAGUUAAACCUUUACGUAAUCUCCAAGUACUUGACAUUUCAGGAAAUAAAUUACAAAGUUUUCAAAUCAAUGUAAUUUCUUUAUUGCCUUCUCUUCAGAUAAUCAACAUUAGAUCAAAUCUGUUAUCAUGUAGUGUUUUAUCAAAAAUUAUUGUAUUUUUGAAAAACAAACACAUAGACUAUACGAUUAAUGAAGAAUUCGAAUAUGAUAAGCAGAAUAUUGGUGGAAUAUAUUGUAAAGAAAUGUCAAGUAGCGUUCGUGGUUUAUCUUCGCCUAUUGCAAUCAUAUUUCUGGUUGUUGCUAUUAGUGUUUUUAUUUCUUUUACAUUUUAUAGAUGUUUGUUGUUUUCCAAGAGGCGAAGAUAUUUUAUGGAUGAAAUGGAGCUUAUUUAGUCCUAGUUUAAUAGAUUUUAAUUCUUGAUGUACCUAUGUAUUAGAUAGAUAUUUAUUUAAUUAUUGUAAUAAUUUAGAACAGUUCAGUUUAAAUAAAGAUAUAUUUUUGCUA
Messenger RNA from Tribolium madens (black flour beetle), 2090 nucleotides. RefSeq names its product leucine-rich repeat-containing protein 15-like. The record is from RefSeq and is a predicted model, not a curated record. NCBI's taxonomy places the organism in Eukaryota, Metazoa, Arthropoda, Insecta, Coleoptera, Tenebrionidae. Bases 224 to 1978 code for a protein of 584 amino acids. Gene Ontology annotation, cellular component: extracellular matrix. The transcript has 2 exons. Gene Ontology annotation, molecular function: protein binding.